Psammomys obesus (fat sand rat) is the source of this 612-nucleotide messenger RNA. It is a transcript of the gene Agrp, whose product is annotated as agouti related neuropeptide. The record is from RefSeq and is a predicted model, not a curated record. Gene Ontology annotation, molecular function: neuropeptide hormone activity; type 1 melanocortin receptor binding. Gene Ontology annotation, biological process: positive regulation of feeding behavior; adult feeding behavior; hormone-mediated signaling pathway. Gene Ontology annotation, cellular component: extracellular region. The transcript is spliced from 4 exons. Lineage: Eukaryota; Metazoa; Chordata; Mammalia; Rodentia; Muridae. Bases 173 to 568 code for a protein of 131 amino acids.
GGUUCAGGUUUUAGGGAGAAAGCCUGAAUUGUGUCCCCAUUUUCCUGAGAGGCCCCCUCAUGCCUUGGCUGCAGGAGGCAGUCACGUGUGGGCCCUUUAUUAGACGCUGCCAUAUAAGCUCAGGGUACAAGUGGCCAGGAACUCUCUAGGCAAGGAUCAGCAAGCAAAGGCCAUGCUGACUGUCACGCUGCUGACUUGUGUCCUGCUGCUGGUCCUGCCUCCUACGCUAGGGGUCCAGAUGGCCAUGGCACCACUGGAAGGCAUCAGAAGGCCUGACCAGGCCUUGUUCCCAGAGUUCCCAAGACUAAGUCUGAAUGGCAUGAAGAAGAAAACUGCAGACGGAGCAGAAGAAGCUCUGCUGCAGAAGGCAGAAGCUUUGGCAGAGGUGCUAGAUCCCCAGAACCGCGAGUCUCGUUCUCCGCGUCGCUGUGUAAGGCUGCACGAGUCCUGCCUGGGGCAGCAGGUACCUUGCUGCGACCCGUGCGCCACGUGCUACUGCCGCUUCUUCAAUGCCUUUUGCUACUGCCGCAAGCUGGGUACUGCCACAAACCUCUGCAGCCGCACCUAGCCUACGGAUGUUGGGCAAAGGCAGGGGACGCGAAUAAAGGAUGG